GUAUCCAUGCCGGAGGCAUCCCCCAAUGACGACGACGCCUCCAGUGGCAAUGGCCAAUUCGAGACUGUGCACGUUGACAAGGAGGAGCUGUGCGAAGUGGUCCACUCACCGGAUGGCGGAAACGAUUCCAACGAAGACUACAUGUAUGCCGACAGCCAGCAGCUCGGCGAGGAUCCCUUUCACCCAACAUCAUCGAUCCAGAGCCAAUGCAAUGCGAAUGUAUCGACCAAUUCGCUGGAAGCGGCCAACGAUAAUGCCAGCUUCUUGCAGUACCUCAACUCCAAGCUGAACAAGUAUAGCAGAAAUACCAAAUGCACUAUCCAAUAUGAGAUAAAUCGCAUAUUGUAUAAGGCCGAUAUGGGUUGCUAUGACAACGCCGAUGCCUCCAAGUUGCCCGAAUUCUUGCCCUAAGGCAGCCAAACUCUCUAUUGAGUCUAAUAUAGAAUGCCAAUUAUAUUUAGAAUAUAUUU
Molecule: messenger RNA, 470 nt
Organism: Drosophila navojoa
Lineage: Eukaryota; Metazoa; Arthropoda; Insecta; Diptera; Drosophilidae
Molecular function (GO): DNA binding
Source: RefSeq, a predicted model, not a curated record